UUUAUGGAAUUUCGUAUGGAGUAAGAAGUAUAUCAGAAUUAACCGAUUCUCAAAUUUUAAAUAUUAUAGAUCAGGUAACGGAAAAAGCACGUGAUAUGCUGACCAUUGGUCAGGAACAAAAUCAUAUGACCGAAAAAUUUGAGCCUGAAGUAAACGCACCAACUACCGCACCUAUUCCUUUAACAUACAUCUCUAAUUCUUCAGGUCCAGUCAAUAUGCCGGCCAUCCCAUAUGAUGCUCGUGCUCCCUACAUUAAUGUGGCUUUGAAAGAAUAUCCCUACCUAUCCUUAUAUAAUAGUGACAGACAUAAUGAUGCAUAUGAAUUUAAAAAUUCGGGUUUAUGUCCCGGAUGUGGAGAAAAGCAUACUGAAGGGAAGGUAGUUGGCCGAUGCAUAAAAGGUUCUUAUUACAUUAAGUGCCGGUCCUCACCGAAUGAAAAAGAAAUCAAGAUAAGUGCUUUACCGAAAACGAUUUCAUCAAUCACACAUCAAGCAA
Dentiscutata erythropus is the source of this 495-nucleotide messenger RNA. Lineage: Eukaryota; Fungi; Glomeromycota; Glomeromycetes; Diversisporales; Gigasporaceae. The record is from the annotation of a GenBank genome assembly.